Molecule: messenger RNA, 788 nt
Organism: Leptopilina heterotoma
Lineage: Eukaryota; Metazoa; Arthropoda; Insecta; Hymenoptera; Figitidae
Gene: Atg12
Product: autophagy protein 12-like
Exons: 4
Coding region: 159-581 (140 amino acids)
Biological process (GO): autophagy of mitochondrion; autophagosome assembly; C-terminal protein lipidation
Cellular component (GO): cytoplasm; Atg12-Atg5-Atg16 complex; phagophore assembly site membrane
Source: RefSeq, a predicted model, not a curated record
AAAACUUAUCAAUGUGCACCGACAGCUGUGUCACUUUAUUUGUUUACAAAGAAAUCGAUAUUUAGCAAGCAUUAGGUAAUUGUUGAACAGUUUAAUUAUUUUCAAAGAAUGCAUUGAAAUUAAUCUUCAAUUAUUGUUGUUAUUAACUUCUUUAAGUUAUGGCGGAUGAGGAAAGUAAUUCAGCGAGUGAAGACUUAUCAAAAAUCAACCCAGUCAUUGCAGAAACCACAAAUUUUGACGAACCACAAGACACAGCUUGUGUGGAAACCAAUUUUUCAGGAAAUGGAAAUCCACAAAUAUCUGCCAAGGAUAAAUCAAAAAUCGACAUUUUAUUGAAAGCCGCUGGAGAUGCACCGAUUAUGAAGAAGAAAAAAUGGGCAGUAAAUCCAGAAAAGCAUAUUGGAUCUGUCGGAGAAUUUAUUAAAAAAUAUAUCAAAUUAGAGCCUAAUGAAAGACUAUUUCUCUACAUAAAUCAAACAUUUGCACCCGCUCCAGAUCAAACUGUUCAAAAUCUCUUCGAUUGUUAUGGGACUGAUGGAAAACUAAUUAUUCAUUAUUGCAAAAGUCAAGCUUGGGGUUGAAUUUUUUUUAGCAAAAAGGAAGAAAAAUGACACAAGUAUCACAAUAUUCAUAAUAUACUUUUAGAAAUAUUUGCAAUUUUACAGUGCUGACAAAUUGAUCGAUUAAAACUGUGUAUAAAUGUAUAUACGUAUAAACGAUGAAAACCACCAUAUCAUCAUUUUCUUAUAAUUGACAUGGUGUACAAAUAGAUAUUAUCAUUUCAUAAA